AUGCCUUCAACGCGCUCCCAGUUAAAUUUCGUUGGUGACGUCAUGCUCGGCCGCCUCAUCGACCAGUUGCUCCCAAACCAUGUGCGCUGUCCUGAAGACGCUCGACAUGUUGCGCACUUUGUAGCCAUUAACCCUGAGCUGCGCGAUUAUGGGUUCAAAUCGCCGUGGGGUAACACCAUACCUCUCUUCCACUCGGCCAAUCUCAACCUCAUCAAUCUCGAGACAUCAGUUACGAAUCAUCAUAGACCAUGGCCCAAUAAAGUCUUUAACUAUCGCAUGCACCCUAUGAACAUCCAAUGUUUGAAAGAAGCUGGUAUCCACUAUACCUCCCUCGCGAACAACCACACGCUUGACUACUCGGAAGAAGGAUUACUAGAGACCGUCCGAACACUUAAGGAUGCUGGUAUUGCUUUCGCUGGUGCUGGGGAAACCCGUGAUGAGGCGUGCAGACCAGCUAUUCUGAAGCUGCAGGGAGAAGACAAUGAGACGUACUCAGUCCAUGUGUAUUCAGUCUCUGACCACCCCAGCGACUGGAGUACAGUUCUCAACUUUCACCUCAUCGACUACUCGUCCAAAACCCGCAACCACCUCAAAUCUCUUCUUACAUCCUCGGCCUCGCAACCCGACCUCAAGAUCUUCAGCGUCCAUUGGGGACCUAAUUACUCUUGGACACCCUCAAAUAACAUUCGCAGCCUCGCACACUUCCUCAUUGACGAAUGUGGCGUUGAUAUCAUCCACGGACACUCCUCCCAUCAUAUACAAGGCGUGGAGGUAUACAAAGAAAAGCUAAUUAUUUACGGGUAUCGGAACAACAUUUCCGCUAUUUGGAGGGUCACUGUUGAGAAGAGUGAAGAAGAAGACAGGGGAAAAUUGGUGGUGAAGAAGCUGCAGGUUUUCCCAAGCUGCAUCAAACGCUUCCAAGUCAACCUGCUGGAGCAGCAUGACACAGACCACCGCUGGGCUUUGGGGAAGUUCAGAGAGUUGACCGGGGCAUUCGGAACAAAGGUCGAAAAAGCCGUUGGACAAGACGGCCAAAUUGUGGUGGAUCUAACAUCUCAAUGA
This is a messenger RNA of Lindgomyces ingoldianus, 1062 nucleotides long. RefSeq names its product polyglutamate biosynthesis protein. NCBI's taxonomy places the organism in Eukaryota, Fungi, Ascomycota, Dothideomycetes, Pleosporales, Lindgomycetaceae. The transcript is spliced from 2 exons. The record is from RefSeq and is a predicted model, not a curated record. The coding region runs from base 1 to 1062 and encodes 353 amino acids.